AUGGCUCCGAACAAGAAGGAAGAGAGCGCGUCUUUCGAAGCGAUUAUUCAUAAUGCCCGUCUUCGGCGCCAAAAGCAGGCCUUGACAGACGAUUUCUUCGGUAAAGCAAGGAAAUCAGGCGCCCCCGGAUCCAAUGCGUCCAGCAGAAGGGGCUCUCCAGUCACUGGAAGCCUUGCGAGUAGAGUUGAAAAGGUUCCCCUCCCCCGCGAUCCUUUCAACCCGCGCGACCAGAACCGUGUGGCGUCCGCAGGCGUGAAGAAGCAACAGGCAAAGCCUACAACCACACGACAAACCCGAGAAAGUCGCCUGCUAUCUGGUGUUCUUCCAGUAAUUGAUAAGAUCGAUCGCACGAAGGCACGAGGACCUGGGCUGAAUAUUAGAGGCCGUGCAUCUGGCCCGUGUGUCGUCACUGGCAGCAACUUUGCGUCUGGAACUACUGCAGAGGAUAUUGAAGCUGCCUUCGCCCCUACUGGAGGAGAUAUUCUCCAGUGCAUAAUUACAAAGUCAUAUCCCUCCGUAACAGCCCAGAUGGUAUUCGCUGAGAGACGGGGAGCUGAUAGCGUGGUGGCGGCGUUCAAUUCACAAAAGGCAGAUGGAAGGGUUAUUCAAGUCCGGAUAGACACAACCGACCCAUCUACAGUCUUGGCUCAAUCGAACACUGCUUCUGCCGCCAAGACCAAAUCAGCGUUUGACAGUAGCCGUGAGCUUGCAGACAAGGAGCGCCGUGAAAACCGCCGCCCUGCAGAUUUUCAAGAUGGCCGUUUCGGGUUUGCAGAUCCAGCAGAGCAGCCACGACAGCAACAAUCCAAUUCAUAUGAUUCAGACACCAGAAACAACAACAAAAACCAAAACCAGAACUGGGGGAGAAAUCGGAGGCAAAACGAAAAGCAGCAUAAUUCAGACAAGCCUGACCUGUACAGCGACACAAUGAUGGUGGACUCGCAGUCAUCUCACAGGAACCGCAGACGUUAG
This is a messenger RNA of Nannizzia gypsea CBS 118893, 972 nucleotides long. RefSeq lists its product as hypothetical. The transcript is spliced from 4 exons. Bases 1 to 972 code for a protein of 323 amino acids. The record is from RefSeq and is a predicted model, not a curated record. Gene Ontology annotation, molecular function: nucleic acid binding. NCBI's taxonomy places the organism in Eukaryota, Fungi, Ascomycota, Eurotiomycetes, Onygenales, Arthrodermataceae.